Amphimedon queenslandica is the source of this 502-nucleotide messenger RNA. RefSeq names its product AP-2 complex subunit alpha-2-like. Gene Ontology annotation, cellular component: membrane coat; clathrin adaptor complex. Gene Ontology annotation, biological process: vesicle-mediated transport; intracellular protein transport. The coding region runs from base 69 to 425 and encodes 118 amino acids. The record is from RefSeq and is a predicted model, not a curated record. The transcript has 4 exons. Lineage: Eukaryota; Metazoa; Porifera; Demospongiae; Haplosclerida; Niphatidae.
UUAUUAUUAUAUUCUAUCCAUACAGCACUGGUGGUUCUCCGCAGCAGUUUCUUGUUAAAAUCCCUAUCAUGUUGCACAAGUUUUCAGAGAAGGUCACUAUGGAUAGUCCGACCUUCUUUUCACGUUGGAAGCAGCUGGCAAAUCCUGCCCAAGAAAGUCAAAAAAUAUUCACUGCCACACAACCGAUGGACAAAGAAACAGCCUCUACUAAACUGACUGGAUUUGGUUUCUCAGUGCUAGAGGGAAUUGAUCCUAAUCCUGAUAAUUUUGUGAGUGCCUGUAUUGUGAAGACGAAGAAGGUUUUGGUCGGUUGCUUGCUACGUCUUGAGCCAAACCAUCAGACAAAACAAUAUCGCCUGACCUUGAGGACCAGUCAUGAGUCGGUGUCAAGGAAUUUCAAUGAAUUGAUUUCUGAGCUAUUCUAGGAUGAUAUUAUUAUUUAUAAACUGCUUCCAUUAUUAAAACACAUUCUCCCUCUCUCUCAGUCUCUAAUCUCCUCCUC